UAUGAUAUAAGAUAUGUCAGAUAACAAAUACAUUAUACACAUAUUAUACAUGGUUUUCUAAAUAGUUAUAAUCCCCAGCAUAUUUACACGACAUAUCCGAUGCCACUGGGUUUUGCAAAAAUUUGGUUUUUCAAACACUAGAUUUUCCAAACAUUUCCGGUUCGUAUUUUAACUAUUCGCUGUCGUUAAAUCAUACAAAUGUUAUCUUUAGAAGCGUUGUUGCACAUGCGCAGAACCAUUUGGGUUUAUGGUCCGGACCGGGUAGUUACACCUAGUUUCUCCACGGGACAGAAUAGUGAUGCACCGGGUGUAUCUGUGAGCUAAUAGGCUAGUUGGAUGUAGCAGGCUAGCAUCAGUGUUCUUCGUCGUACGCAGAUGUAGAUCAACCGCCAUUGAAACAUUUAGCGAGGGAUACAAAUGAAACUUCUUACUUUAUUUCACUGUUGCGCUACUACUAACGGGGACGUCAUUCAUUAACCCAAUUCCUUCGCUAGCCUAUAACCCACUUAGCUGGCUCACUAGCCUCUUUAGCGCGGUACAGAGGCGCACGGUUGUCAAAGUUAGCCGUGUCUUCACUGGGUGUCUGGUUUGCCUGAUCUCGCAUUUCGGACACGUCAAGAUACCCAAGAAUUCAUAUAAUUCAGCUGUCUUGUCCACAGAGGCUGCCAUGUUGGAUUAUCAUGGUGUGACACCUACUCAUACUAAGAAACUUGUGUUGAAUCAGAGGGGGGUGUGAUGUCGGAGCCAAAGACCCCCACUCCUUCCCCAGCUGGUGAUACUUACAAAGGAUGGGUAUUCAAGUGGACAAAUUACAUCAAGGGUUAUCAGCGCCGGUGGUUUGUCCUAAGCAAUGGGCUGUUGUCAUACUACAGGACCCAGGCAGAGAUGGGUCACACAUGUCGAGGCACAAUAAACUUGGCCACGGCCACUAUCACUGUAGAUGACGCCUGCAACUUUGUCAUCUCCAAUGGCGGCACACAGACGUAUCACCUGAAGGCGAGCUGCGAGGUGGAACGUCAGCGCUGGAUCACUGCUCUGGAGCUGGCCAAAGCAAAAGCAGCACGGAUGCAAGCUGAGUCAGAUGAUUCUGGGGAUGACUUUCCACCCACAUCUGCACCUACGGUACCUGGGCAGGGUGGUGCUUCUCAGAAUUCAGAGGUGCAGUCUGCCCUCAGAACGCUUGGCAGUAAAGUGGAGGAUCUGAGCACGUGUAAUGACUUGAUCUCAAAGCACGGCACUGCCCUCCAGAGAUCCUUGUCAGAACUGGACAGUUUGCGUCUGACAGGAGAGGCAGGGGAUAAGAUCCGUCAGGUCACGGAAAGAGCUACCCUUUUCCGCAUCACCUCCAAUGCCAUGAUUAAUGCGUGCCGCGAUUUUCUGGCUCUGGCUCAGGCCCACAGUAAACGAUGGCAGAAGGCCCUGCAAGCAGAACGUGAUCAGAGAGUGCGACUGGAGGAGACGUUAGAGCAACUCGCCAAACAGCACAAUCACCUGGAAAGGGCAUUCAGAGGGGCUGCACAGGCUAAUGCCACAGCAGACAAUAAAAGUACGGCUGGGUCACGCAAGGGUGAGGCGAGCGAUGAGGACGAUGACAAUGAGUUCUUUGAUGCUAUGGAGGAGGCGCCUGAGUUCAUCACAGUCCCUGCAGACCCACAGUUUCACAAGCGCUCUAGCAGUAACAUCAGUGGAUUCAACAGUGAAAUAUGUCCUGAUGACCAGUCGCUCAAUGACGAGCCCCUCGCCAUGAACCAAGAGUCGCCCUCUCAGGAGCUGGUGCCAUUGAAAAAGAGGAGAACACGAAUCCCAGACAAACCCAACUACUCCCUCAACCUAUGGAGUAUCAUGAAGAACUGCAUCGGCAAAGAGCUGUCCAAGAUUCCCAUGCCUGUCAACUUCAAUGAGCCAAUAUCGAUGCUUCAACGGUUGUCAGAGGAUCUGGAAUAUCAUGAGCUGCUGGAUAAGGCGGCCAAGUGUCACAAUUCCCUGGAGCAGUUGUGCUACGUGGCUGCCUUCUCCGUGUCGUCCUACUCUACCACCGUCUACCGCACGGGCAAGCCCUUCAAUCCUUUGCUGGGAGAGACGUAUGAGCUGGACCGCCUGAGAGAGAGCGGCUACCGCUCUCUAUGUGAGCAGGUGAGUCACCACCCUCCUGCUGCAGCGCAUCAUGUGAUUUCUGAUCGUGGUUGGACGCUGAGGCAGGAAAUUACCGUUGCCAGCAAAUUCAGGGGCAAAUAUCUCUCUAUUAUGCCCUUAGGAACAAUUCAUGCCAUCUUUGAAAAGGGCGAACAUCACUACACAUGGAAAAAAGUGACCACCACAGUACACAACAUCAUUGUUGGCAAAUUGUGGAUUGAUCAGUCUGGAGAGAUUGAUGUCGUCAACCACACCACAGGAGACCGCUGCCACCUGAAGUUUGCACCGUAUAGCUACUUCUCCAGAGAUGUGGCCAGGAAGGUGACCGGAGUAGUGAUGGACAAAACCGGCAAGGCUCACUAUGUGCUGUCGGGCACGUGGGACGAGAAGAUGGAGUUCUCCAGGGUGAUGCAGAGCAGCCGCGGCGGGGAGAAUGGAACCGAGGGCAAACAGAAGACAGUCUACCAGACACUGAAGGCAAGGGAAGUGUGGAGAAGGAAUCCUCUCCCCGACGGAGCAGAGACCAUGUACUACUUCACUGCAUUGGCCCUUACCCUCAAUGAGACAGAGGAGGGCGUGUCCCCCACCGACAGCCGUCGUAGGCCUGACCAGCGUCUGAUGGAGGAUGGCCGCUGGGAUGAGGCAAAUGCUGAGAAACAGCGGCUAGAGGAGAAGCAGCGCAGCGUGCGUAGAGAAAGAGAAAGGGAGGCGGCCAGCCAACGCACUUCCAGCCAAUCAGAAGAAGCUGUCGAUGAGGAUUCUGACCUCUCCUUAAAAAGCGCUCAUCACGACAACUAUGAGGCUCGUUGGUUCAGCAAAUGCGAAGACCAGAUCACAGGUGAGCAAGUUCAUUUGUAUAAGGGAGGAUACUGGGAAACCAAGGACCGUGGGAACUGGGAGGACUGCCCCGACAUUUUUUGACCUCAGAGUUGAACACAAAAUCUCCGAAGACACUAACCCUUCAAAGCUGCCUGGGGGGGCAGGGGGCGUGACUACAAAGGCCCUGCCUGCCCUUCACCACAGACGUCUGCUUCCUUCCACUGUCUCUCUGUUCUAAGAGAUCUUCAGUGAUGUCACUUCUGUCUCAGCCAGAGGGAGCAGGGUUUCCUCUGGCCUCUUGUCUUAGACUCUUCUCCCUGUGUUGCUGUCGUACAUCUGAGAAUAUUCCAUUGCUGCUGUGACCUUGGUGGUGUGGUGUUGGAGACAAAAGGGGAAGGGAAAAAAAAACAACCUCUGGGUCAUGCUUCCAAAUCUGCUCAAAUGAGUUCAGGGCAGAAGCCUCUAAGAUACUGAAAUGUCCCUGUCGUCAUCCUCAAUAUUAUGGGCGUUGUUAAUAACUCUAAAAAAGGGGGUUAAGACCUGGAUAAUAUAUAGAUAGAUAGAUAGAUAUCUAUCUAUCUAUCUAUCUAUCUAUCUAUCUAUCUAUAUAUAUAUGUAUAUAUAUACAUAUAUAUAUAUAUACAUAUAUAAAUAUGAUUUAAAUAUUUGAGUCAUGUAAAAACUGGUGGCCUUGUAAACAUUGGUGAGGAUUCUUUGUUCAUUUCUCUGGUUUAGUGUCUUAACGAAGCAAAGUUGAGGUUUAAGUGUGCUCGUGUGUAUGACUGUGUAUCUGCUCUUCCGUCAUGUCACACUCCUGCCAAGCUGCAGGUGAAUAAAUGAAUUAAAACAUGAAAAGAUGUGAUCAAUCUGAAGAUGAGUUUAUCCUCCACACUGUUGUGUAUCUUUUUUAUUAUUGAGGUCUGAAGGAAUUUAUUGUGGUAAACAUGUGGCUCCAGGAUCUAAACACACUUUCUCUACUUAAUGUAGAACGCUGCAAUUACAGGAGAUUCUCAUGUUGGUUGCUGGUUUUUUUUUCUUGUUUUGUUUUUUUAAUACACAUCCAUUAAUGAAGUACUUGGGUGGAGGACAGGCUAUGAAGCUUGAAGCUCAGUAGUUUUAAUCAAGGUAAUGAAAUUAAAUUACAGUACUGAAAUGUUUUUUUGUUGUUGCAAAUUCUACAUGGUGACAGUAUUUUAAAAAAGGUUGGAUACUUGCUGUGAUAAUUUUUUAAAAAUAAUGUUUUGGUGACAGUAUCAAAUGAGCAAGAACACAAUGUUGAAGCAGUGGUGAUGGUGGACGUCACCUGGUGUGCUGACAAACUCGUGCAUAUGCAAGUACAUUUUAACACCAAAAAAAUGGGAUAGUAAUGUGUGUGCAUUGCAUGACUUUGUAAGUGCACUCAGAUAUGAAGAAUAAAAAAACUAUGAUUUUAUGAAUGUAUAGAAUUUCCCAUUAUGACAUUAACAACGUAGUAAUUCUUUCUAUUGUCAUAUUGUCUCCUUGCACAUUGUUGGUAGAGAACUGUCUUCAUUUCUGAUAUUAAAAAAAGGGAGAUUCCAUUCUGGACACAGAUAGAGCGUUGGUCACUAUUUUGUAUGAAAGAAAAACUAUCCAAUAAACAAAUACUGUGAUGUUAA
Cynoglossus semilaevis (tongue sole) is the source of this 4589-nucleotide messenger RNA. Its product is annotated as oxysterol-binding protein 1-like. The record is from RefSeq and is a predicted model, not a curated record. Gene Ontology annotation, cellular component: perinuclear endoplasmic reticulum; cytosol; plasma membrane. NCBI's taxonomy places the organism in Eukaryota, Metazoa, Chordata, Actinopteri, Pleuronectiformes, Cynoglossidae. Gene Ontology annotation, molecular function: sterol binding. The transcript has 18 exons. Bases 736 to 3054 code for a protein of 772 amino acids.